This is a messenger RNA of Ficedula albicollis (Collared flycatcher), 2529 nucleotides long. RefSeq names its product CCCTC-binding factor like (gene CTCFL). Gene Ontology annotation, molecular function: DNA-binding transcription factor activity; RNA polymerase II cis-regulatory region sequence-specific DNA binding. NCBI's taxonomy places the organism in Eukaryota, Metazoa, Chordata, Aves, Passeriformes, Muscicapidae. The coding region runs from base 577 to 1977 and encodes 466 amino acids. The record is from RefSeq and is a predicted model, not a curated record. Gene Ontology annotation, biological process: regulation of transcription by RNA polymerase II. The transcript has 9 exons.
GGCGAGGGGUGAGGGGCGAGGCAGGGCUGGGACUGGUCCUGAACGCCAUGGUUUGCCCUCGUUUAACCUCAAACAGGAUUGUUCAGCAGCGUGAGGGGCCUUAGGGCUGCAGGACAGCCAAGGCUGGCGGCGGAAAGGGUGACAAGGCUGGGCUGAGAGCGCAGUGUGGACGGGCCCUGUCUCCUGAGGAGGGUGAAGGAUGCCGAGCCUACACUCAGUGUGUGUGAAGGGAAGCAGGAUGUGCAGAGAGCCCACAGAGCCCUGCCCGUUCUCCUGAGGAGGCUGAAGACGACCAAACCUACACCUGGUGUGUGUGAAAGGGAGCCGGACGAGGACGGAACCCGCAGGCCCUGCCCUGUCUCCUGAGGACUGUGAAGGACGCCGAGGCUGCACUCUGUGUGUGUGAAGGGGAACACACAGGGCCCUGCCCUGUCUCCCGAGGAGGGUGAAGAAGACCAAGCCUACACUUGGUGUGUGUGAAAGGGAGCAGGGCGAGGACGGAACCCGCAGGGCCCUGCUGGCCUGCCCUGGCCGGUGGCGCUGCCCUGGCGGGGCCAGGCCGUGCUGGCCCCGAGCAUGGCCCUGAGCCUGCGGGAGGGCAUCUGCCUGUUCUAUGACUUUGAGCUGGCACAGAUCCAUAUUUUGCAAGAAGAAGGGCGAGAAAAGAGUGCAGAAAGCAAGGCAACAGAGAAACCGCCAGACACGCUCCUGAUGGAGAUUGACAGAGAUAAUGAUGCCAUUGCAUUUGAAAAUAACAUCCAGCAACUGAGCCCAUCUGAAGAGGGGGAAGAAAAGGAAGUUUUUUCCACUGUUGGGGAAACAAAGAGUCAGAGCUGCAAAGGGGGUGAUGAUUUGCCAGACUUAUUCAAUGGAAGUAAAGAGCAGGAAUAUCCAACUGCAUCAGAACAAACUGUUGUAAGAAAUCUCAAGAAUCUAAAAUUUGAGGCUUGUGCUGCACAUCAAGAAAAAGGAGAAAAACAACGUUUCAACUGUUUUUUCUGCACAUUCACCUCAGUCAAGUUAUCAAGUCUUAGGCGUCAUUUGAAGACCCAUUCAGAUGAGAAACGCCACGUGUGUCACCUCUGCCCGAAGGCCUUCCGUACAGCAACUCUGCUGCACAACCAUGUCAACACACAUACAGUUUCAUGGUGUGUUGUUGCAGGCAACAAACCCCAUAAAUGCAGUGAGUGUGACACAGCCUUUGUGACCCGAGGGGAGCUUUCACGACACAGGAGGUACAAACACACUUUGGAGAAGCCUUUCAAGUGCACAAUAUGUGAAUACUCCAGUGUAGAAGCCAGCAAGAUGAGACGCCACGUUCGCUCGCACACGGGAGAGCGGCCCUACCCCUGUCACCUGUGCAGCUAUGCAAGCAAAGAUGCCUACAAACUGAAAAGGCACAUGUUAACUCACACUGGUGAAAAACGCUACGAAUGUUACGUUUGCCAUGCCAGAUUCACUCAAAGUGGUACCAUGAAAAUCCAUAUGUUACAGAAGCAUGGAGAAAAUGUGCCAAAAUACCAAUGUCCACAUUGUAGCACUUUCCUUUCCCGAAAAAGUGAUUUGGGUGUCCACCUGAGGAAUCUGCAUUCCUACAUGGAAGAGGCAGUGAAGUGCAGGGACUGUGAGGCAGCUUUCCACGAGCGCUACGCUUUCCUUCAGCACAGGAAGACUCACAGGAAUGAGAAAAGGUUCAGAUGUGCUCAGUGCAGCUGCACAUGGAGCCAGAGUAAUAUGUGUAAGCAUGCUGAAAAUUGUGGAUUGGUGAGGGCAAAAACUGCUACACCCAGAAAAGGAAGCAAAAGCAAAAAUAAAAUCCACGAGAACCCGAAGCGUGCUAAGCCAGAAGUUGCCCUAAAAUCAUACCAAGAUGACUCUACUGUGAAAAACGAACAUUGUGCCAAUGAGGUUGCUCCUGUUUUAGAUGGGACAGAAACAGCAACUCCGAGGGAACACAGGACAGAAGCAACUCAUUAGGUGGAUCCUCAACACGAUGGACAAACAAUGCACAAACAGACUGGUCCUCCCUGUUCUCAGUAGUUGUAACUGAGCAGUUCAAAGUGUGGAACUACCUCCAAUUAGAAGGGUGGAAAAGCUGCUGGGUGGAAGCUGUUGAAGCCCUUCUGUGCUCAUGUUUCUUCUUGCUGCAGUUUCUACUGUGUAACCUCAAUACCUUUGCAAAGUGUGAAAGUUAGAGGCAACUUUCACCUGGUUUAUUACAUACGUACAAUAACAGAAUGGGGAAAAGCAGCUUAUUUCAGAGUCAUUUUUUAAAGUGUGGAUGGGUUGUUUCCCCUUGCAUUUGUUUGUUUCCAGCUUUACUUGCAGAACUGCAGACUGAUCUGAGGCAAAUUUACCCCUCAGUAUCACUGAGAGCUGCCUGAAUUUCAAUGUUUAUACUUUGCUGAGGUGAGCACAUGAAAGGCAAUGAUUUUUUUAGUACAAGGUACAUUUACUAAAUCUCCUUUCUGCAAACGCUUGAGUUUGUAAUCGAAUUCAUGAUGCAAUAGAAUGCCUGACAAUUUUGUG